CCGAUGCUCAGUCACCGGCGCCUGGGGCGGGGGCUCGACGACUAGCUAGUGCCAAAUGUGAGCUAUCUUUCCACUAACGGAAUCGGAAAAUUCCUUUCUUUCUUGUGACACGGCUUCCAAAAAGAAAUGAAUGUUCUUUGAAACAUUCACUGCUACUGACGCUGGUCAGUGAGGUCCGGGAUAAGACCAGUCAACCUACCCACAGGCCAAACAAGGAAGUCCUGCGUUUGCGUGCGGCAGCCUCCGGCGAAGAAAACCGGAAGAAACGCCAGCGCCUUCCUUUGCGCAAGCGCAGGCCGACCUCUCCCAUUGGUCAUCUCAGCUCGAAGUUGGCGUGCUCCUGCGCUCCGCUGUCCUGCCGGCCGGGUUGGAUUGACGUGGACGUGUGCCCUAGUGUUUAUCCGGAGAGUGCAGCCCACAGGCCCGCCGGGCCGCAGUUCAUGAUGCUUACGCAGGUUUUUUUGUUUGUCAUUAUUAUUUUUUUUAACCUUCUGAAAUCGUUUGUUUAAGCCGGUAAUUCAUUCAUGCUCAAGUACCGAAAGUCUGACUGAAAGAAUAUUGAGCUUCCUGGUUCAGGGCCGGACGCUUACCUAACCUACUGACUUGGGAGCUUCAGAACCAUGGGGACAAAGGAGGCAGGGGAUGCUAGAGCAGCAGAGUUGGGCCUCCUCCCCUCAUCAACCAACCCAAACAAGCAAAUGUCUGAAAAACCAAACUAUGCUCUUAAAUUUACUCUCGUGGGACAUACGGAAGCAGUAUCAUCGGUUAAGUUUAGUCCUAAUGGAGAAUGGCUAGCAAGUUCUUCUGCUGACAAAGUAAUUAUAAUUUGGGGAGCCUAUGAUGGAAAGUAUGAGAAAACACUUCAUGGUCACAAUCUGGAAAUAUCAGAUGUUGCCUGGUCAUCAGAUUCCAGUCGCCUUGUUUCUGCCUCAGAUGAUAAGACGCUAAAGAUUUGGGAUGUGAGAUCUGGAAAAUGUUUGAAAACGCUGAAGGGGCAUAGUAAUUAUGUUUUUUGCUGUAAUUUCAAUCCACCAUCCAAUCUCAUCAUUUCAGGAUCUUUCGAUGAGAGUGUGAAAAUAUGGGAGGUGAAAACAGGAAAGUGCCUUAAGACUUUGUCUGCUCAUUCUGACCCAGUUUCUGCUGUUCAUUUUAAUUGUAGUGGGUCUUUGAUUGUGUCAGGUAGCUAUGAUGGUGUCUGUAGAAUUUGGGAUGCUGCAUCAGGUCAGUGUUUAAAAACACUUGUUGAUGAUGAUAACCCUCCUAUCUCUUUUGUAAAAUUUUCUCCAAACGGAAGAUAUCUUCUAAUUGCAACUUUGGACAAUACUCUUAAACUGUGGGAUUAUAGCAGAGGCCGAUGUCUGAAAACAUACACUGGUCAUAAGAAUGAGAAAUACUGCAUAUUUGCCAAUUUUUCAGUUACUGGUGGGAAAUGGAUUGUGUCUGGAUCAGAAGAUAAUCUGGUUUACAUUUGGAACCUUCAGACUAAAGAGAUUGUACAGAAAUUACAAGGUCAUACAGAUGUUGUAAUCUCAGCAGCUUGUCAUCCUACAGAAAACAUCAUUGCAUCAGCAGCAUUAGGAAAUGACAAAACAAUUAAACUGUGGAUGAGUAACUACUAAACCCUUUAGAAAUCAACUAGUAGAGCCAAAUUGGCAAAAAAAAAAAAAAAAAGGUAUUUAAAAAGAUGGU
Molecule: messenger RNA, 1689 nt
Organism: Neogale vison (American mink)
Lineage: Eukaryota; Metazoa; Chordata; Mammalia; Carnivora; Mustelidae
Gene: WDR5B
Product: WD repeat domain 5B
Exons: 2
Coding region: 621-1619 (332 amino acids)
Cellular component (GO): Set1C/COMPASS complex
Molecular function (GO): histone binding
Source: RefSeq, a predicted model, not a curated record